This is a messenger RNA of Mercenaria mercenaria, 10474 nucleotides long. RefSeq names its product rootletin-like. The record is from RefSeq and is a predicted model, not a curated record. The coding region runs from base 16 to 7443 and encodes 2475 amino acids. The transcript is spliced from 36 exons. NCBI's taxonomy places the organism in Eukaryota, Metazoa, Mollusca, Bivalvia, Venerida, Veneridae.
UUUUCCUACAAAAACAUGGAUAAAGACAAAGAGGAUACAAAUGACAGUGACAAAGGUCAAGGGUCAGAGGAUGAAGAAAGUGAAGAAAUUGAAGAGGUUCUGGAAGGGGUUGUGUCUCAAGAUGAAGAAAGUGGAGGGAGUGGUGAGCCAUUGAUGGUUUUGGAAAAACUAAAUGGAAACACAGAAAAAGAUCAAAAAGUUCCCCAAGAAGAUAAUGAUGAAAAUAAAAAAAAUCUAAGUUUUUCCACUGAGGAUUCAGAAAGUUCAACUAUCAGUGAGAAACAAUAUUCUGAACAGAAAGAAACUGACCUAGGUCACAUCGGUCAACAUGACACCUUGCAGUCAGCUGAUGACCCAAUAAUUAGUGACGAAGACGAUAGUGAUAGAAUAGAGUUGGAGAACAAACUUACCAAAUCUAAUCUGAAAGAGGUUGUGAGUGAUACAGAUAUAUCUGAAAUUGUGAUGCAAGAUCCUGCAUCUGAUCGAGAAAUUCUUGACAAAGAAGAGGAAGGAAAGGAUGAUGCAAGUGAAGAGAAUGUUAACAGUGUAAGUGAUGACAAUGAGUUGAAUGUGUCAAUGGAUCAUUACAUGGAGUUUCCAACAGUUAUGCAGAACAGAGGCGCUGUUUUAGUACCGAAUGGAGCUUACAAUAUUGCAAACGGAGCUUACAAUAUAGCGACAACAGUUCCAUCUAGUACACCAAACAGAUCUGCAGACACUGAUGAUAUACUUAAUGCUGUUUAUGACAGAGAAUCAGUGGUAAGCGACAUAACUGAACCUAAUAUUGCCGAGACAGAAUCCAGCAAUGAACCUGGCUACAGCCGAUACGACAGCUUGAGGUCAAAGUACACAAGGCCGAGGCCACCACCUCACAGACCAGAGGAUCCUUCCCUGACCUACCUACCAGCAAGAGGGGUCAGAAGUUAUGCCCCAUUCUUGAAGUCCUCCCCGCUUGCUGGAAUGUACGUGGAAAAUGAACAAAGGCUUGAGGACUCUGUGUUGAAGGACAAAGAUACAGAAGAUUAUACUGUCCGAGGCGAAGGUGACAGUCCGUCAAAGAUCCCGGCACGUAUACGGGAGAUCAUCACCAAGAAUCUAGCAUCGGAUGACAAGGGUUUGAAACUAGCCAGCAUGUCCACACCGACACCACAACAGCUGCAGGAGGAGAACAGACUGCUGUCAACAGAGCUGAACCGAGUUGAGGACCUUCUGGCAGCUAGUCGUGCAGAGAGGGAUGAACUUGGCAUCAAGUAUAAUGCACUCAGUGAAAAGCUCGAGCAAUCUUUGAAAGGCGAUAGUCUCGAAGCAGGCGACUCGACGUCUAAACCCCUCCUUCAGCAGAAUAUAGACCUACGUCGGAAACUUGAAGAAGAACACGCCAGUUACAAGCGCAAAUUGCAGGCAUACCAGGACGGGCAGGCUCGUCAGGCACAACUAGUCCAGAAAUUACAGGCAAAGCUUUUACAAUACAAGAAAAAAUGCACGGAUUAUGAAGAUAACCUCAAAUUUAAAGAGAUUAUGGAGCGUGACACUGAGAAAAAGGUCCUGCAGUACAAACGUAAAUGCACCGAGUUAGAGCUGGAGUCAGCCUCUGGCAAUAACGAAAGUAUUCCUGAAUCUUCCGGGAGUAGAGAGCAAACACCUUCUAAAGCAUCUGGUGAUAGAUCUUUACAGAGUACACACGAUAGACUAGAUAGUACCGAGGCCCGUUUAAGGAUGGCUGAGUCAGAACAUAACACAGACCUCGAGCAGGCCCUCAUCAAGUUGGAGGAGGAGCAACAAAGGUCUGCCAGUCUUGCUCAUGUGAAUGCCAUGUUGAGGGAACAGUUAGACCAGGCGACAGCAGCUAACCAGUCAUUAACCAGCGAUAUCCACAAGCUCACCGCUGAUUGGCAAAAAGCCAGGGAAGAACUUGACAUCAAAGAAAAUGAGUGGAGGGAGGAGGAGCAGAGCUUCAACGAUUACUUUAGUGCGGAGCAUGGCCGUCUUCUCUCUCUGUGGCGUGCGGUUGUCGCUUUUCGUCGCAACUUCAGCGAGCUGAAGACAGCUACAGAGAGAGAUCUGUCUCACGUGCGUCAGGACGUGACAAAGGCGGCCCGAAGCAUGCAUACAGCUUGUCUCAACUUGAAUGCCAACAAUCGCAACACGGAAACUCAGUCACAGGUUGCAAUGGACCGGGCUUUAGGUGAACGUCAGUCCAUUGAGAGCCAGUUGAGAGAUGCCCGCCGUGAGGCUGCAGAGCUCCAGGCCCGCUACGAUGCUCACAGUGCCGAGCUUAAUGCAAGGGUGAAUGAACUGACAAUGUCCAAUGAGAAAUUGAAGAUCCAACUUGAAGAGAAGGAUAAGACUGUCAGUAACCUGCGUCGCGCUGUUGAGCAUCUCGAACUGAAAGCAGGGGAGAGAUCCUUUGCUGAUAUGCAUGAGUCCGAGAUGUCUAGAGCAAUCCGCGAUGAAACAGAGUCCCUUCACAACGCACUCAGAAGUAUCGCAGAGUCAGUCCUUAAUGAUGCUGAUGAAGAAAUGCCUGUUGAAGGGGAGACAACUUUGUCAAGAGCACGUUCUACAUCUCCGGUUGCACGUGCCAAGUCACCAACUCUCCGCGCACGUUCCAAGUCACCUCUUGACAGAACUAGGUCACCAGCUUUUGCCGAUGCAACUUUCUCGGCCGUCCAAGCUGCCCUCAACAAGAGACAGUUGCAGGUCGCAGAGUGCCGUGCCAAGUUGGCGGCGCAGAAAGAUCAUAACGCUGCACAGAAGAAGCUGAUGGAUGACAUGGAAAAUGAGAAGAGACGAUUGGAACUACAGAUCCUGAACCUGAAGGAAGACCUAGACAUUUCGAGAAGGGACCGCGAGGACACCACCCGUGAUAGAGAUCGUGUAAAGAACGCACUCGGUCUGACAAGCUCGGAGAAACAACAGCUUGAGAGGGUCCGCAACGAACUGAAUGAGCAGAUUGAGCAGCUGAACAGCGAGAAUGAGAAACUUCAGGCAGCAAAUUCUGAACUGCAGAGACAGAGAGAUAACCUCGAGGACGACAAAGAUGAUAUCACCAAGGACAAGGAUAGACAGAUCAAGGAGAAUGAGAGAUGCCAGCGUAUCAUUGAGCAGCAGGAGCACAAGAAUUCCAGCUUGAAGGAGGAACUGGUUGCCACAAAGGAGGCUCUGAACAGGGCACUUCUUGACAAAGAGGUGCUGGACCAACAGCGACAGGAAGUCGGCGAGGCUCACGCCAAGGCUGAAAUGGUGAAGACUGAGCUUGAGGGAGAGCUCCACAAGUCUCGCUCGGAGGAGGCUGCCCUCAAGGACGCCCUCGCCAAGAUGCAGGCACUGAACGAAGGCCUUGGUCAGGACAAGAUUGAGCUGAACAGAAUCAUUAUGCAGAUGGAAGCUGAAAAGGCUGCUGUGUAUGGUGAGAAACAAGCCCUGGAACAGGAACGUACUGGUAUCCGUGAAGAGCUGGUUCGUGUUGAGCAAGAAAAGAUGGACCUUGACACUGAAAAAGCUGGUUUGAACCAGACUCUGGAGCUCAGUGAGAUGACCCGACAACAGCUCGAGGAGGAGAUCCAUAUUCUUAACCGUGAGAAGGCCGAUGUAACAGAGCAACUUAAUGCUUAUUGUUUUCUGGUAUUGUUGACUGGUUCCUGUUAUGCAGUGGUUUCUUUGUACAAAUUUAAGGUCACUGCCACUGAACGUGAGAACCGACAACAGAGUGAGCUCAUUGCUGCCCUCCGUAUGGACAAGGAAGGCCUCGAGGGCAACUUAUACGAGUCUGCCAAUAAUCUUGCUCAGCUUGAGGUUAAGAAACAACAACUUGAGGUUGAAAACCAAGACCUCCUGGUCAGAAAGGAGAACCUUCAAGGUGAGAUUGCCCGCCUUGUGAAAGAGAAGGACGCUGACCUUGAUAAGUAUGAUCACUCGAGAGAGGAUCUCCAGAAACGCCUGGCACAGCUGGAGAGAGACAUGCAGAUGGCUCUCACACAGGAGAAACAGGCUCAUGAGGAUGAUGUUGAUAGACUUAUGAGGGAAAAGGACCGCCAGAGAGCUGAGUUGGAGAACGAGCGAGAAUCAAUCUUGCACAAGCAUGCCCUUGAGAAGGAAGAAAUGCAACAGAACUAUAACAAACUGCAGGAGGAUUCUGAAGAACAAAUAUCUGCUCUGUCCAGAGAAAGGGAUAACUCUCUCCUCAUGGCAGAGAAUGAUAGACAACAGACAAUUUCUCUGCUGGAACAAGAGAAGAGCACUUUGUUGGAGAAGAAUAACAAUUUGAACAUGGAGCUGGCUGGAGCGAAUGUUGAGUAUGAGAGACUCAAGCGCGAAUCUCAGGCCCGCCAGGAACAAGACCGCAGCAACAUCAACUCCCUCCAGUCCGAGCUAAAGAACUUCAGGUCCCAGUUUGAGGAAACAUGUGAAAACCAUGAGAAGGAGUGCAAGAAUCUGACCAAUCAGAUCAGAGAUGUUGAACGCCAGAAAGAGGCUGCCAUGCGAGAGGUCGGAGAGUUGAAGGUGCAACUGAAACUUGUUGAGGAAACACGAGAUAACAUCAGACGUGACCUUAUUGAAGCCAACAGGAGAAUCAGAGAAGGGGAAGAACAGAGGGACCAGAUCAGGAAGGAUAUGGUAGAGUUGAAGAGGAACAUGAAUGAUGAGAUCAGAGAGAAGGAAGCCGUGAGCAAGACUGCCGAGGAACUACGUAGCACUGUGAGGAAGAACGAGACUGACAAGAUUGAACUGAACCGUGCUCUCGGCGAUACCAGACAGAGAGCUGCAGUCCUUGAUGAACAGAAGGGAGCUAUCACCAAAGAGGCAGCUGAUCUUCGUGCCAGUCUGCGUGAGGUCGAGAAGGCCCGCCUUGAUGCCAGACGUGAACUCCAAGACCUGCGCCGCCAGGUGAAACAGCUGGACAGCGAGAGAAGCAAACUGGGUCGCGAGGUCAUUGACCUUCAGCAGAGAAUUUCCCGUGAUGAAGAGAAGGAGGACGAGUCAAGACGCUGUCAGUUUGAUCUAAAACAGAAGGUUGUUGAGGGUGAGGCUAGCCGAGAGGCCCUUAGAAAGGAGAUCAACAAUCUCCAGCGUAAGAUGGCCGAGGCCCAGGAUGAAGCUCGCCUUAAGGAGAAGGAUUACCAUAUGGCCCUUGAAGACAGUCGUCGUGCUGAGAAACGUAUGGAAGACCAGAGACGUAACCUUGAAAUCCAACUGGAAAAUUUGAGUGCCGAGGAUGCCGAGAUUAGACUUAAACUGAGCGGUUCAGAAGGUCGUGUCAAUGCCCUCGAGGCACAGUUGGCAAGACUUGAGGGAGUCAAGAGGGAUAUCGAAUUCAAGCUGAACAGUAUUGUAUCUAGCCUUAGGAGAACAAUUGGGUUCCGACAGGAAAUGCCAAGAUCCAGGAGCCCAAUCAGGUCCCGAAGCCCAAGCCCCAAGAGAUCAAGACCAACCUCACCAUCUAAAGGAUUUGAGAACACUUUCGCCACUACCACCGAAGGACGUGGAAGUCCAAUUCCACGCACAGGAUCUCCUGAACGCACUGCCAGUCCAUCACGUGCCCUGCGUGGCCUAUCACCUACCCGAGAGGUUCAGAUCUCUGCCAGCGACGUUGACCCAGAAGCUGUCAGGAUGGCACUCAGGGACUUUGUCAACCAGCUUGCCAAUGCUGAGAGGGAAAGAGAUGAUGCAGUAUGCCAGAUGCGUAACAUUGGUGUACAGUACAAGGAACUAGAACAAGAAAGGGAGAGAACUGAGAACAGACUUCAACAACUACAGAAAUCCAUGUGUGAAGUAGAGGAAGACAAACGUGGAAUUGAUGGCCGCCUUGCCAGUGCCCAGACUGCCCUCAUGCUCCAGGAGGAGACAAUCCGCCGCAAUGAACGUGAGAGGAAAGCCAUGGCUGACAAGAUCAGUGGCUUGGAGCGUACCGUUGCUGCCAAGGAAUCAGAACAAAGACAGACACAGGAGAGGAUUGCCAAGAUGAGACAACAGGAGGGCCGUCUUGAGGACGAGAAGAAGAAUCUCCGUAAUGCCCUUGAGGAGGCUGACAACAGGUGCACACGCCUAGAACUGGCCCGCAGAUCUGCCGAGGGUGAAUUACAGAGAAUGAAGCUGGCACUGAAUGACAAGGACACUGAAAACCAGGUUCUACAAGACCGUGUGGAAUCCCUGACCAAGAAUAUCCAGGAUCUGGAAGGCAAGGCACAGUCCCUACAGCUGACUAUUGACAGACUGAGCUCCGCCCUCACCAGGACCGAGGAGGAGGAAAACCAACAGAAAGAAAAGGUUCAUCAUUUGAACUCUUCAUUGUCCGACAACCAGGCCACUAUUGCAGAACUUGAGGAACGCCUCACUCACCUCCAGAGGGCGCUAACUAGUAGUGAGCAUGAUCGUAGAAUAUUGCAGGAACGUCUUGAUACUACCAGACAAGGUUUGAAUGAGGCAAAGAAACAGAACCACAGUCUCCUGGAACGAGUCCAGAGCAUGCAGAGUGAGCUAAGUGAGGCUGAAGUGAACAGAUCCGAGCUUGACGGACAGAUCAGACAAGGUCACAGUGUGCUUCUACAGAGACAAGAAGCUGAGCAGGAUUUGACGAUGAAGAUUGAAAAAUUACAGGCAGAGAGGUCAAGCCUCCAGGAGCGAGUUCAGGCCCUCCAGCGUGCCCUUGCUACCCUCGAAACCGAGAAGCGUGAGACUGAACGAGAUCAAAUCAGGCUCGAGAAAGAUAAAUCCGCUCUGCAAAAAACUCUUGACAAGGUUGAACGUGAAAAGUUGAGGUCAGAGGAGCUUGCUAGCAAGACUGUUAUGGAACGUACCAGCCUGGACCGUAGUCUGUGCAAGGUUGAAGAAGACAACGCUGACCUAGCAACCAAGGUUCAAAACCUGCAGGCCCAACUGGCAGAGGCAGAGCAGCAACAUGCACAAAGAUUUUGGUGGGACCGAUUUGAGGAGGCCCAGGCGUUAAUUCGCCAGUUAUUAGGGUUGAUUGACCUUACAACGCGUCACCGUGCCGAGACCGAGAUGGAAACUGAGCGUCUGCGCCAGGCACAGAUGCAGGCUGAACGUCUGCUUGACUCGAGAGAACGUGCCAAUAGGCAGAAAGUCAAGGGCAUGGAAGAAACGAUUGCUACAUUGAAAGACCAGCUUGCGACUGAGAUGCGUAAACGUCAGCAGUACAUUCAGAGAAGUGCUCGCACUGGCGAUGAGAUCAAUGACAUCCGUUCCAUGUUAGAUAACUCCCUAACAACUGUAGGCCGAGAUCCCAGUCUGGAUAGACAACUUCUGGAAAUCGAAACACGUAAACUUGAUGAUUCUCUAGAUGUGCACAGUUAUCCAGCAAGAACACCAACUCGCCGAAGAUCACCAAUGCGCACACAGGCCACACCACCAACUCGCCUUGGGGCUCGGUCUCCAUUUGGACGCACUGGUAGCCCAAUGUCUAUGCGUAAAUUGAAAAAAUAGUGCCUAACAUUCAUAUAGUUUUACAAUUAGAGGAACUAUUGUAGAACUGCUAUAUCUUUGUGUAGGAAAGAUAAAACAGUUUCACAACAACCCUCAACAAACUUUUUAUUGUUUCAAGUGCAACUUCGAUCAUUACAGUGAUUGUUUGUAUAGAACUUUAAAUCAAAUUUCAUUCAUUUCAAGGAAGUGUUAACUAAGUCAUAGGUAAAGUCAAAUCAAAAGGGACUAUUACAGUAGAUAUAAACCUUUCAUGAUUUAUAUUAGAUAGGUAUGCAAACCAAAAAUAUUUGCAUUAUUUAAAUUGUAUAAUCUCCACAACAAUAAAAAUUCACAUAGUUACGUUGUAUGGCUUAGUCAUAUUUCAAAUACACAUAAGGAAUAUAUUUGGUACACAUUUUAAACUCACUUGAAAGAGAUGAUUUAGAAUUUGUUGUAGAAUUAGGUCUUUGUUCUAUUUUAUUCACUACUUUUUCAUCCAGACAAAGGGAGUGAACUGUGAGCUAGCCGCUAAUUGCUGCCUGUUUUACCAGUCUGUGAUUUCGUGUGUACUUAGUCACAAAAGCAAUUUUUGAUAAUUGGCAUAGAUGCAAUUUUACCUACAGUUGUUGUUUUAAUAUUUUACAAGCAUAUAUGUGAUAUAAUGUUUUGUUUUUGAUGUUGCAUUGAUACACAAGUAGUUAGUGUUUUUGUUUUGACCAAAGACAACUUCUAUCAAUAUGACACUUGUAGCAAUAAGUUAUAAAUUUAUAUCUUCAGAUUACAUAACUUGUUUAUUAUAAAGUUUUUGCAGUCAUUAAAAAGACUAGAAUUACAAUAAAAAAACUUCAUUAAGAGAUUAUCAGUGUAGCAGAAGAAUACAUCAUUGGCCCAAUAUUUACAUGUUAUCUGGUCUAUGUCCAAUAACUGACUUAGACCCAAUUUUUUCUGCUAUCUGGUUUGCAAAUCUAUCUUUAAAUAUGGCUAAAUAUAAACUGUCUGUUAUAUAAUUAAGGUAUUUAUUAUUAAUUUAUACACUCUAAAGUUUGCUUUUUUGCUUUCAUAUAUAAGCUACAAGAUGAUAUUGGAUAAAGUGUCAGUAUUAAAAUAGAUAGUUGCAAAACUGAAACUUUUUGUGUCACAUUUAUUUAUUGCACACUUGCAGCUUGUUGGAGAUACCCACUUGUAUAUGACCAAAAAGUGAAUAAAUGUUUCACAAACAACAGUUUUGCAAUGUCACACAUUAAUCGGGAUUUAAUAAUUAUAUACACUGUGAUAUGGAGUUAUUGUAUAAUCAUCAACAUUGUUUUUUUUUCUUUGCUUUAAUUAUGUAUAGUGCACAAUUAAUUUAUUACAACCACCUGUUAAUACAGAGAUACUGGCCCUGGCUAAAUCAUCUUGAGAUAACUAUUUGCACAUAUACGAUCUUUGUGACAUUGUCAGUUUGUGGCCCAGGCAAGACUGAAGAACUUAAGUUUUUGUUCCCAAGUAAAUGUCUAAGGGGUCAAAGUUUUAAGAAUAAGCUUGGAGACCAGUCAAACACAACAUUGCAUCUGAUUGGCUGAGCCUUAGCAUGACUUGAAAUUAACCAAUGGCAUUGUAAUACUGGUAUUCAAACUUAGCGAAGUCCCAGUAUUUCUGUAUAACAUUAAGAAAUUGCUGAUAAAUGCUUAAUUAGUAGAAUUUCUAAUAUUCAAAUUAGUGUUUUGAAGCUAAGAAGCUUUUAUGCAAUAAGAUGAUAUAAGUUUUGCAUUGAUCAUUGACAAAUCCUGCUGAAGAUAGUGGAAAGGUGUGGACAAGAUGAGCUAUAGGUCCAGCUACAGUAUUUUACUAGGCAGCAAAGCAUCCCAUUGACCCAGAUAUUUUUGCCCAUGUGCUUUAUAUUCAUUCCAUCUCACUGACUCAGAUUAGUUCUCAUGCUGAUAUUCCGUCCAAACAAAAUGGCUGCCAUGAUACAAAAGGGGAACAAAAUAAGCGAUUGUGAUACAUAUUUUUGAUGUACGUGUCGCUGUAAAGAAUUGUGUAACUGGGAAAAUGGUGUAUAUAUUAAACCAUGUUUGAUUUAAAAGAAAUAUUUAUUUUUUAUACAGUGUACUGAUCAUGUGCUGAUUGUAUGUUUCUAAAAUUAAAAUACCAAUUUUUGUUUUUACUGUUUAUGUCAAAGUUUAAAUUGUAUGUUGUGUUGUUUUAGGUAUUUGAAUUCAUUUUUAGACUGGCAGGGUUGGAAAAUGUAUUACUGAGUGUUUUAUAAUUGUAUGAUUUGACUGGCAUAGUUAUUGCCUAGUCACAAAGACUGGCCAUCUUUAAUAUAUAGUACAUGUAGAUGUGAUUGCAUCAGAAUUAGCACUGUUGUUUUCUUUGGUAUAUUUCAUACACUUUUACUGAGCAAAAAUAUAAUAUGAGUUUCACACAUUUAGGUGAAUUUUCAGAGCACGACCUUUCUGAAGAUUUUGUGUAGUUGUUUACAAAUUGAAAUCGAAGUCUUAAUUUCUGUGUGUAUAUUAUUACAAGAAGUAUAGACACAAGUUUGAAAAAAAUCAUUUAGCAGACCUCUCAGUGGUUUAUUUAUUUGAAGCUAUAUGUAUGAAAGUUAGUAAGAUUUUAUAAGAACUGCCUUAUACUGAUGAUGUAUUUUUUUUUAACAUUUUAUCGGUAAUUGUGUAGAAGUACAAUAUUACCCCACCCACAUAUUUACACAGCUUGGUGUGUUAGUUUGGAUCACAAAAGUUAAAAAUCUCUUAGGUUUUAGUUAUUUUCUUUUUCAUAUCUUAUUCAUAUCUUAUUCUUUAUAUAUUCUUUUUUUCUCCAGAGGGUUUACUCUUUACUCUUUCAGGCUUUGCACAUUGUCUUGAUUUGGAAGCAAACUUGUCUCUCAGUUUUGAUGAGAAUUUAUCUAUAUACUUUUUAACAUUUUAUCUAUUUUUAGACAGUCAUAGAAAUCCGUCCCUUUGUAUUUUUUUCUGUUAAAGUUUUUGUUAGUUUCUUUAUUAUCCAUUAUGAGUUACACUAUGUACUCUUCACUUCAAACCAGGAAUAAAGUGUGUUUAAUAUAGAA